This is a messenger RNA of Chaetomium fimeti, 1272 nucleotides long. Its product is annotated as kinase-like domain-containing protein. Lineage: Eukaryota; Fungi; Ascomycota; Sordariomycetes; Sordariales; Chaetomiaceae. The transcript has a single exon. The coding region runs from base 83 to 1030 and encodes 315 amino acids. Gene Ontology annotation, biological process: protein phosphorylation; mitotic DNA damage checkpoint signaling. Gene Ontology annotation, cellular component: nucleus; cytoplasm. The record is from RefSeq and is a predicted model, not a curated record. Gene Ontology annotation, molecular function: ATP binding; protein serine/threonine kinase activity.
ACCUACUAACCACCUUCCCCAUAUCUCGUCUGUCAUCAUCCCAUCUUACUCCCUCACUACCCUGAAGUUAUAGAACCGCACCAUGGUUGUUGAAAAGCGCCCAAAUACCGCGGACGAGGCCGACUUAAAGGUCUCGAAGCGCCUAAAGACCACUGAAGAGGCGGACAUAACCGUCGGGAAGCGCCCGGAGAUCAGGAACGAAGCGGACCUGACGAUCUGGAUGUGCAUGGACACAGUCACAGGCGUUCAGCAUACCCAAUGGUAUCAUUUCACGCCAGAAAACGAAACCUAUUAUGGAUAUUCGGACAAGCGUAGGUUUGACAUUACCUUCGACGAGUUCGUUGCCGGGCUCGAGCGUAUCAGCGACGACGCCAUCUUCCCCGAGGUCCCGACCGAUACACAAAUCACUAUCGCGCCGAAGAGCCUGGAUGCCGACACCGUUCACAUUAAACGCUCGGGUCUAAGGCGGUACGAAAACGCCGAAAAGGGGAGCACGUGCGGCGCCAAAGACCAGCUGCUUGCCGAGGUCCUCGUCAUGGAGAAGCUUUCCAAGACACCCCAUCCGUACAUAGUUGAGUAUUACGGGUGUACGGUCCACCGCGGGCGCAUCACGUCCAUUGCGACGGAGAAACUCGGGCAGCCGUUAAGCGUUUACGCCUACGACGACCCGCACAGGUUCAACCAGAUCGACAAGGCCGCCUUCCUCGCGGGAGUCGAGUCGGCCGUCAAGUUCCUGCACUCGCUCGGCCUCGCCCACAACGACAUUAGCCCCCUCAACAUCAUGGUCCGGGAGCCGAGCAACGGCGUCGGCGCAUGCACGCCCGUGCUCAUCGACUUCGAUUCGUGCGGGCCGUUCGGCACUCAGCCUCUGUCCCUCGGCAGUCCCGGGUUUUGUGACGAGGAGGAUGAGGACUUCACCUCGCAGAAGAGACACGACGAGUUCGCCCUCAAGCGUCUGGCCGAGUGGUGGGAUGAGGAACAUGACCCGAAGAAGCUUCUCUGUUUUGGGUGCGGCGGGAAGAAGGACUAGAUGGGGAGGCGAGGGAGGGCACCAGCCGGCCGCCUGUGCUUGGCUCUGCUUCUCCUUCUCUCCUCUUCAGACUGGCCGAAUCGCCCUAGAGGGGCGUCCCCGAAGAGGGCAGAUUACACACAGAACUGCGAUGGGCCGACACGGCCACUUUGGGGAUACAUACAACAAAAAAUGGAAUAUAAGAGCGGUGCAGUUGGGUUUUCUUAGGGCAUUAUAGACAGGCAUGCGAGAGGAUAGAAUAA